Molecule: messenger RNA, 1485 nt
Organism: Cladophialophora bantiana CBS 173.52
Lineage: Eukaryota; Fungi; Ascomycota; Eurotiomycetes; Chaetothyriales; Herpotrichiellaceae
Exons: 5
Coding region: 1-1485 (494 amino acids)
Biological process (GO): transmembrane transport
Cellular component (GO): membrane
Molecular function (GO): transmembrane transporter activity
Source: RefSeq, a predicted model, not a curated record
AUGGAUGACAACGACGUCGAGAUGAGCCACAAGGAUAACAAAGUCAUUAAGUCGGUGGAUCAGCAAGAAUAUAAUUCCAAACGUGCUGCAUUCUACCCUUACAGAACCCGUGGUGCUCAAGUCUUGGAUCGAUACAUCAGCUUCAUUCCGACGAUAGCUUUCCCAGCCACGUUGCAGUCAUCAUGGGAAGCGGUGGCGGUCAGUUUCCAGGCUGGUCUGCUCAAUGGCGGGCCAACAGCGUUAGUCUGGGGGACCCUAUUGUGUAUAAUUGGAUCUCUUGCCGUGGCUCUGUCACUUGGUUGGAUUACUGUAUUUGCAUGGAUUGCGGUCUGUGCACAAGUAUGCUUCCUUGAGGGCACCAUCCUCCAAGGUCUUAUUAUCCUCAACGAUGACACGUAUGUGCCUAAGCUGUGGCAUGGCACCCUUCUGGCCUGGGCCAUCCUCGCCUUUCCUCUGAUAUGCAAUAUCUUUGCCAGAAGAGUCCUUGCACAACUAGAGGUCCUUGGAGGUAUCCUGCACAUUGUGCUCUUCAUCGUCUUCGUCGCCGUGCUAGCAUCGUUGUCGCCCCGAAGCUCUGCUGAUUUCGUGUUCACGGAUACAGUCACUAACCUCAGUGGAUACCCGAGUUCUGGAGUAUCAUGGUGUAUUGGCUUGCUAUCAGGCGCUUUCCCCCUGGCGGGAUUUGAUGGCGUGCUUCAUAUGAGCGCCGAAGUCAAAAACGCACCUCUUCGCGUUCCACAAAGCAUGGUCCUUAGUGUCCUCAUCAAUGGCAUUCUCGCUUUCGGCAUCAUCAUCACCAUACUGUUUACCAUUGGCGACCCAGUUGCAGUCUCCCAAACAGCAUACGUCUAUCCAAUCAUCCAAAUGCUGUACAAUUCGACCGGCUCCAAGGGUGCGACCACAGCAAUGAUGUCAUUGCUUCUCUUCAUUGGCGUUGUAGCCGUGUUCAGCACCCUUGCCUCCGUCUCUCGCUUAACAUGGGCAUUCGCAAGAGACAAUGGCUUGCCCUUUUCGAAUUUCUUUGGCAGAGUCAACGCGACCCUUCGGAUCCCCCUCAACUCUCUCUCCCUAAUAACUAUCAUAGUCAUGCUCCUCCAGCUCAUCAACAUCGGCUCCACGACCGCCUUCUUCGCCAUCCUCUCUCUUAACACCUUGGCCUUAUACCUCAGUUACAUCAUCCCCAUCCUCUUCCUCGUAAUCCACAAGCUCCAGGGAUUUGGCAUCUCUUAUGGUCCCUUCAGGCUCCCUCGCGGAACGGGCUUGCCGAUAAACAUAUUCGCAGUCUGUUAUGCGGUUUUCAUCGUGAUAUGGCUACCAUUCCCAUCGACGGUGCCAGUCACGGCAGAGACGAUGAAUUAUGGAGGGCCGGUCAUGGGUGCGGUGAUUCUAUUCGCGUUGGUGGAUUGGUUUUUGGGCGGAAAGAGGAGGUUCCAAGUUCCAAUGGAUAUUCGGCACGAUGAGCAUACACUUGAUGAGGGUGAGUAG